This is a messenger RNA of Symbiodinium sp. CCMP2592, 1612 nucleotides long. Lineage: Eukaryota; Dinophyceae; Suessiales; Symbiodiniaceae. The record is from the annotation of a GenBank genome assembly.
AUGAGGUGUUCUUUCAAGGGCGCUGCCCUCGUGUUUUCGCUUGUCUCCCUGGGCAUUGUUUUCCACAACUUCCGUGGCAUCAACCACAUGACCAGUCAACGGGACCCUCCGUCCCUUCAAAAUCUCUUGACAAACCAGGCGCAAAGCGCGAAGAGCUCUUUGCCGACUUCGAAGGUCACACUUGGCGAGGCAAGGAAGAGGAACAAGCCUGCCACACUUCGUGAGCGAUCUCCGUAUCGAAUACUCGCUGCUGAGUGCAUCAUGCCAUCGGGUGCAAAAAGCAACUGGCGGCAGGUGCCCGAAAGAGACUUGGAGACGAUCCGGUCAAAGCCGGCCAGCUCAGUUAAGAGCUGCGAGAAGCGCGGCGAUGCGCUCGUGUUCCACCUCAACCUUCUUGAGGCCAAGAAAGCGACCGGUUUCGCUUACGAGAUGCCUUUCCCUCGCUACAUUGUAGCAGACGAGUCUGGGAGCUGGCGAUCGACAAGAUCCACGCUUCAGCUUUUUCACGUAGAUGACAAGCAACAGUUCCAUCCCAUGGGACCUGCCCACAGCAACCACGCAGACAUAGCCGAAAAAGGGGACGGGGCUUUCAGCCACUGGCGUCACACGAUCACUUCGGGACCCUGGUGCAAGUCGAUGCUUCGCUUCUCAACGCCGAAGAACGUGCCUCUCAAGAAGGUUCGUGCAAUGGUUGCAGUGGUCUUCCCCAUGGUGCCACCUUUUGGGUGGAUAGAGUUCAACCGAGGGAAGCACGUGGUGCACCAGGAGGUCUUCCGAGAGCUGUUCUUACAAACUUUUCCCACAGCUGGUGUCGCGAGGCCACACCUCAUCGAUGCUGCCGAGGACACGAUCCCGAACACGAGGUACGUCUGGCGAGUCGGUGGCAAUCAUGAGUUCGAGCUCCCGUUGAAAGAUGGUGAGCUCUACGAGAAGAGGCUGCCAUACCAAAUCGUGGAGUGGUACGAGGAGUUCGAACGACGAGGCGGUGUGUUGUACCCGCCACCUGGGACUUACCUGUACUAUCAAAACAAAGUGGGGUUGGCUCGCCUGUUCAUCGAGCGGAAGGUGAAGAUUCCCCCCACCUGGGUCAUCACGAGCGCGGAGGAGGCUAAGCUGGAGAAAGACAACAUCCGAUUUCCGGUAGUCAUCAAGGACCCGUACGGUUUCUCCAGUCUCGGCUUGCUCCAAGCAGCCAACACUGAUGAAUUCGUGGAGAAGAUGCAGCUCUACUUCUCCAAGGCCCUGCCGGAUGUGGAAGCCAUCGUGCAGAGCAAGGUGAUUGCGCUGAAAGAGGCGCGGGUCACCUACGUGGACGGGCGCCCUUUCCACGGCUAUUGGCGGAUCAGGCAGAGCCUCAACUCCGCUUCCGCGGCCAGCAACCUCGGCGGUUUCCAGGAUUUUAACUUCCCUUUGGAUGCGAUUGCACCCUACGUGGCGGAGUUUGCAAACAGGACAGGCAUCCCUGUGGGAGGUGUUGAUUUCAUAUGGGAGGAGGAGGAUGCGGACGUGAAGACCAUGCCGUAUACUCUUGAGGUCUCCCCUACGAGCGACAUAAACCCACCGGCGCCUUUGUCAUGGCACAAGACCUACUCGGAGUUCAAGCACACCUCAG